AUGGGCAACUCAAUGUCAUGGUUCUCCAACCUACUAUUCUCGAAAAAGGAGAUUAGAAUAUUGAUUCUUGGCCUGGACAACGCAGGCAAGACCACUUUGUUAUAUCGACUCAAGGUCGGCGAGGUCGUCACAACGAUACCUACGAUUGGGUUCAACGUCGAAUCUGUCACUUACAAGAAUCUCAACUUCAACGUCUGGGAUCUCGGUGGUCAAACAAGUAUCCGACCAUACUGGCGGUGUUACUAUGCCAACACGGCAGCUGUCAUCUUCGUCGUGGACUCUACCGAUAUCGAGCGAUUACAUACAGCUUCGGAAGAGCUGUCGGCUAUGCUGAACGAGGAGGAGCUUAAGGAUGCGGCGCUGUUGGUGUUUGCCAACAAGCAGGAUCAGCCUGGUGCCAAGGGUGCAGGCGAGAUCUCGGAAGCGCUGCGUCUGGGUGAGCUCCGCGAUCGCAACUGGAGCAUUAUGGCCUGUUCGGCGGUCGACGGUAGCGGCGUGAACGAGGGCAUGGACUGGCUUGUGCAAACUGUCAACCAGGACUAA
Fusarium poae is the source of this 543-nucleotide messenger RNA. RefSeq names its product Arf GTPase arl1 (gene ARL1). Lineage: Eukaryota; Fungi; Ascomycota; Sordariomycetes; Hypocreales; Nectriaceae. Gene Ontology annotation, biological process: intracellular protein transport; vesicle-mediated transport. Bases 1 to 543 code for a protein of 180 amino acids. Gene Ontology annotation, molecular function: GTPase activity; GTP binding. Gene Ontology annotation, cellular component: cytoplasm; Golgi apparatus. The record is from RefSeq and is a predicted model, not a curated record. The transcript is spliced from 5 exons.